This is a messenger RNA of Galeopterus variegatus (Sunda flying lemur), 1105 nucleotides long. RefSeq names its product small integral membrane protein 7 (gene SMIM7). The record is from RefSeq and is a predicted model, not a curated record. The transcript is spliced from 5 exons. Bases 37 to 264 code for a protein of 75 amino acids. Lineage: Eukaryota; Metazoa; Chordata; Mammalia; Dermoptera; Cynocephalidae.
CCGCUUCCGGUUCUGACGGAUGCUCCGGCCGUAACGAUGAUCGGGGACAUCCUGCUGUUCGGGACGCUGCUGAUGAAUGCCGGGGCGGUGCUCAACUUUAAGCUGAAGAAGAAGGACACGCAGGGCUUUGGGGAGGAGUCGAGGGAGCCCAGCACAGGUGACAACAUCCGGGAGUUCUUGCUGAGCCUCAGAUACUUUCGGAUCUUCAUUGCCCUGUGGAAUGUUUUCAUGAUGUUCUGCAUGAUCGUGCUGUUUGGCUCUUGAGCCCCAAACACGGAACCAGGAACUCGCUGUCCCAGAUGCUGCUGAGUCUCUGUUCCUCCACUCCUGAUGAAUUCAAGAAUGUUUUUGACCAGAAAACCGGUGAACUUCCCAGAAAGCCCAAGCUCAUGGUGGGUGAAAAAAUGUUCGCCAAGAUGUAUAUGGUUUCCCAGCCACGUCACUGUUUGCAAAGAUACUUUCACCAUGGUCUCUGAAUUGUAAUGCUGUCUACUUAAGGGGUUUCUGGAAGGUUUAUACGAGGGGCUGUGAUACAACUGCAUUCCCCAUAGAUAAAAGAACAUGUCUAUAUCAUUUCAUCGUAUUGGAAUCCCUCUACCAGCCUUUCACAAGUAACCUGCUUCUGGAUAUUUCUUGGUUUAUUUUUAAUAACCAUCCUUUUGGUUGGAAUCAUACAGAUUUAAGAAAAUCAUUUUUAUACUGGGAUCUGAACAGAAGGGUUGGCUCUGAAGCUUGACACAGCCUCUGUUUUGGACAGUGUUUAUCAAUAACAAGCAAGUUCAGUAUUACUUGCUGGGUCUUACCAGUUCUAUGGCCAGUUUGUGGUCUUGUGUCCAGAUUCCUCCCCAAUCCUGACAGGGUCUUCUCAGCAACUGGGCACAGCUGAGUUCAUCUCCAGGACUUUAAGGAGUGGGUCACUGGUAACAGGGACACUGACCUUUCUGUUUAAACACUAAACUGUUAGCAACAGGGAUGAGAUAGGUCCAGUAAUAUUAUUGGUUUCUACAGAAGAGGGGCAAGGAACAGUUGGCAGGGGUGUGAGAAGAAAGUUUGCUUUGCCUUGAAGCCCUUUGUUAAAUAAAGUAACUUUGGUGGCCAUUGAUUG